Molecule: messenger RNA, 1084 nt
Organism: Harmonia axyridis
Lineage: Eukaryota; Metazoa; Arthropoda; Insecta; Coleoptera; Coccinellidae
Product: P-granule-associated novel protein 1-like
Exons: 2
Coding region: 156-977 (273 amino acids)
Cellular component (GO): extracellular matrix
Molecular function (GO): protein binding
Source: RefSeq, a predicted model, not a curated record
GGAGUGCUGAUUAAAAUAUAUCAAUUUAGGAAGCUUUUUCGUGGAUAUCACUAUUUUUUCUUUGACCUAUCGACAUAACAGUAUUCGAAGUUAUAAAUUAUUGCACAGAUGCAUAUAAUUCAGUUUGUUUUUGAGAAUUCCUUUUGAACAACAAAAUGAUCAUCAAAAUUUUCAUCCUCUUCACUUCCUUGAUCUGGUGUGUUCGCUCCCAGAACGAUAUACCAGUACGUUUGCUUGAUUUGAAAGACAUCGUCAUCGAAGACUAUCAUGGAAACUUGGACGCCAAGACCUUGGAGCUCUUCAAAAACGUCGAAACUCUUACCUUGGAUGGAUGUAAUUUCACCAGCUUCAACGAAAACUUUGUGCAUCCUUUGAAAAACCUCCAAAAAUUAGUUGUGGCAAAUAGCCGUUUUUCCAAGGUCAGUAGUGACAUCUCGACCUGCUGUGUGAAACUCCGAAUCAUGGAAGUGAUCAACUGCAAACUGGAACCCAUUGACAAGGAUGAUAUGAAUAAGUUGGCUGAAAUGAAAUCACUGGAAAGGUUUUACUUGCAUAAAACUGACAUACCUGUUAUUGCAGCUAAAAGUUUUGUGGGAUCGAAUCUAAAGGCUUUAGAGGUGGAGUACAGUAACCUUGAAACGAUUGAAGAUGGCGCUUUUGACGGCAUGGACAAACUGGAGACUUUGAUUUUGAGGCAGAACAAGCUCAAGACCUUCCCAACUGGAAGUCUGUCAUCGUUGAAGAGUUUGAAGGUAUUGGAUUUGAAAGGUAACCUAUUGGAAAAAGUGGAAACGAAAGAUUUUCCCUCUUUGCCCAACUUGGAGAAGGUGAACUUGGGACAUAACCCCAUCAAGGAGAUCAAUUUGAAGGGGCUCAAGGAAAAGUUACCCAAACUGAAGGAAGUCGAUGUUUCGGAGAUCAAUAUAGAUCUUUCUAAAAACGAAGGAAUUCCACUCGUUAAAUCGCGCGUACUUUAGUUUUUUUUAAUUUUGUAAUGUUAUAGAUAUAGGAUUUUUCACAAUUAUUAUUAAAAUGAAAAUCACUGAAAUAGCUGGAUAAUAGCAAUAUAUGACUGAAAAACUGA